CCCGACGCCGCCGCCGCGGAGAGAACCGCCGAGGCGGCCACCCCCAAGCUCAGCGACGUGUCCCCAGAGCUGAAGGAGCGCAAGGAGGAUGCGAAAGCGAUGGAAGACGAAGGGCAGACGAAAAUCAAGCAGAGGAGGAGCCGGACGAAUUUCACCCUGGAGCAGCUGAACGAACUGGAAAGGCUUUUCGACGAGACCCACUACCCGGACGCCUUCAUGCGGGAAGAGCUGAGCCAGAGGCUGGGGCUCUCCGAGGCCAGGGUGCAGGUCUGGUUCCAAAACCGAAGAGCCAAAUGCCGAAAGCAAGAAAACCAACUCCAUAAAGGGGUGCUGAUCGGCGCCGCCAGCCAGUUCGAAGCCUGCCGGGUGGCCCCCUACGUGAACGUGGGCGCGCUGCGGAUGCCCUUCCAGCAGGUUCAGGCGCAGCUGCAGCUGGACAGCGCCGUGGCCCACGCGCACCACCACCUCCACCCGCACCUGGCCCACGCACCCUACAUGAUGUUCCCCGCACCCCCCUUCGGGCUACCGCUGGCCACCCUGGCCGAGUCCGCCUCCGCCGCCUCCGUGGUGGCCGCCGCCGCCGCCGCCAAGACCACCAGCAAGAACUCCAGCAUCGCCGACCUCCGCCUGAAGGCCAAGAAACACGCCGCCGCCCUGGGGCUGUGACCGCGCUCCCGCCCUUUUAUUUUUUUCUUUUUUUUAAAAAAUAAAAAAGGGGGGAAGAAAAAUAAAAGAGAAAAAAAAAAUUAAAAAAAAAAAAAAAGAGAGACGAGGGAGAGGAGAAACUGACGGGAGAUAUAUACUUAUUUAAAGAAUUAGAGGAACUAGACGCGCAGCUGGGAAGUUCACAGGUUUUGAAACUGACCUUUUUCUGCGAAGUUCACUUUAAUACAAGAAAUUUGAUAAGAGAGGCGGGCCUCCUUUCACGUUGCAUCAGAUACUUGAGUUUAACAACCACGUCUGGAAUGGCGACAAAAAGAAGAGAGAAAGACGACGACGAAGAGAAAAAAAAAAGAAAAAAGGAAAAAAAAAAAAAAAGACAAUGAUUUCUCUGCGAAUUUCUAAUGGGAAACUGUCCGGGAUACUUCCUCCAGCAGCAUUCCGGGUUGCAUGUAUUUGUAUUUCAUUGAUGGAGUCCUUUGAUUCACUUGCACUUCACCCUCAUCUUUAGUAGAAAAAAAAAACAAAACCACAAAACAAAACAAACAAACGUGGCUGGGUUCUUUCUCUUUUAAUCUUGGAGGGAAGCGGAAAGAGAGAGGGAGAUCAAGCACCACCUUUUCCACUCUUAAAUCUUUCUUGGUCGUUUGCUGUCCCGCUUCUGAAAUAAAAGGGAGCGGAAAGCGUCAGGAAAGCGGAGUGUGCCUCCCUUGGCUGGGUCUCUCUUGUCCUGAGGGCAAAAACAAAAGAAAAAGGAAAAAAAAAAAAAAAAAAGAGUAUUUAAUUCCCAACCACCACUUUACACAACGGCAAACUCCAAUAAGAGGUACUGGGUACAUGUAAAAUAUGUUGAUACACACGAACAAAGUUUAUUUUGGCUAUAACUUGUGAAUUGAUAGUUGACUGUCAAACAUUUACAUUUUAUCUCAUAAAGGUGUAUCUAUUCACGUAAUCUUGUGAUUUUUUUUUUUAUUAUUAUUAUUAUUUGAAAGACGUAUAGCUAUUUAACCUGGGGUACCUUGCAGUCGGUGAUUGUUAUCCCAGUUUGCCAUCAGACCCUCAUGCUUAUUGCCAAGAGAGAGGGAAAGCUCUUCUAUGCGAACUUUGGUACGGACGGGCUUUGUAUCUAUUUGUUCUCCAUGAAAACGAAAUUAUUUAUAUUGACCAUA
This is a messenger RNA of Calidris pugnax (ruff), 1829 nucleotides long. RefSeq names its product short stature homeobox 2 (gene SHOX2). Gene Ontology annotation, cellular component: nucleus. The transcript has 5 exons. NCBI's taxonomy places the organism in Eukaryota, Metazoa, Chordata, Aves, Charadriiformes, Scolopacidae. Gene Ontology annotation, molecular function: sequence-specific double-stranded DNA binding; DNA-binding transcription factor activity, RNA polymerase II-specific. The record is from RefSeq and is a predicted model, not a curated record. The annotation marks the transcript as partial. Gene Ontology annotation, biological process: regulation of transcription by RNA polymerase II.